Drosophila arizonae is the source of this 2990-nucleotide messenger RNA. RefSeq names its product guanylate kinase-associated family member mars (gene mars). The record is from RefSeq and is a predicted model, not a curated record. NCBI's taxonomy places the organism in Eukaryota, Metazoa, Arthropoda, Insecta, Diptera, Drosophilidae. Gene Ontology annotation, biological process: signaling.
GGCACUUCAAGCGGCCGCUUCAACAAUACAUUUGUAAUUUUUUGGGAAUUGUUGUCGUUUUAAAAAGAAAUACUGCAACUUCGAAAUAAACAAAACAUAACAAGCUAUAACUCAAAUACAAUUGUAUUCAUACUGCCAAUGAUGGAAAAUCAUAGAAACUUAUUUAAGGUGUCUUCUGGAGAUUUAAGACGCCAAAACCCUAUUGAAUCUAACCGCGAACAUCAUCGCGUUGCUCGAAGCAAAAAACGCGAGGAUCUAUUUCAAAAAAAUCGCAGUACAUAUCUCAGUCAAACACCGUCGCAGGCAACCCAGCAAAAGCAAGUGAAGUUAAAUAAUCUAAAGAUGUCAGCUGCAAAUAUCGACCAGGAAAAUAAAGUUUCUUCGCAAAAUGAAUUUUCCACCAAUAAUAAAAUGUCAAAACGUCAUGCUAAUUAUUUGCAACGCUUUCUUAAAUGGAAAUCAAUUGAUAAGUACCAAGCUUCCCAAAAAAAUGGCAAAGGAUGCAAGCAAAGGCAAGCCUUAUCGCAGCCAACUGCAUCAUUUGAAUCAGAGAAGGAGGAAAAAAGACGUUCGCUUUAUGUUUUUAACAAUAUACCAAAGAGCCCUUUACCAACAGCGGAAAAUGUCGAAUAUCCAGAUAUAACUAAGGUAUCAACAGUGGCAUUCUCCUUUCAACAGAGUUUUGAAAAGAAGCCCGAGAAAUCGUUCGCUCCUGCCGCUUCUCACGCUUCAAUGACAAAAACAUCCGCGAAUCGGACAAUGAAAUCUUCUAUUGCGAGAGUUGUUAAGUCAAACCAACUAGUAGAUGAAGUAAAUCCUUUUGUGUUUGGAGCGAAACCACAAGAGUUUAAAACAAAGCUCCAAACGAAACGACCUGCGCUAAACCCGCUGCAAGUUGCAGCUGAUUCUAUAAGGGAAAAGCCUGAAAUUCAGAUUAGCCUUAAGCAAAAUCGACUACCGGCAAAGCCAACAGUACGGUCAGUUAAAAGCUCAAUAACACAAAAUGCUGUGACCAAGCCGUUGGAAGUAACCGCAACUAAAGAAAACUCUCGAGGUGGUCGUGCUGUCCAAAUGAAAGCAUUGGCACAAAGAAAGGGUGUUAACCCUCUAUCAUCAGAGCUGUCGAUACGCAUGAAGGCUGCAAACCCACACUGCAGACAAAAUCAAAUUAGGCAUAAGCUUUCUACAAAAUUUGAUCUGCAAGAAAUAUGCAAUUUACAGACACCUUUCACGUCUGAGCUUGGAGCACAGGCAACAUGUCAGAAGAAGUCGUACAAGAAAGGCGCCAAUAUAUUAAAGUCACGCGGAGACACGUUCAAUAAAUCUACUGUGGCAAGUAGGAAGCCAAAUGGAGCACCUUAUAUCGCCAAGAAUCAGCUGUCGCCUUCUCCGUCGAAAGUAUUGGAGUUGCAGAACAGAGUGGACGCAGGAAAGGAUGAAAUCACGCCGUUGAGUCAGAAAAAUUCAGAAACUCUCGUUGCAGUACGUCGCAUAUUGGACACUGUUGCAUACUUUCGAUUACAGCUAGAUAAUGAAAUUAAACGCCUUCAUUGCCUCUGCGAUGAAUGGAAUUUAUAUAGCAGCCAAAAUGAAGAGCGACUUUUGGAGACUGGGGCCAAGGAUAGCAUAGAUGCUGCUAUUGGGCAAACUAAACUUCUUACUAGCAAAAAAUUUAUGCAGUUUAAAGGUCUAAUUGACCGCUGUGAAGCAGGUGCCAGCGGUAAAGAUCGGCUUCCAAAUGAUGGCAGCGAGGCUUCUAAGCCCGUCUUUGUUGAUGACUUAGAGGGGUGGUGGGAUAUGUUGCGUUUGCAAAGCCAAAAUGUAGAUAAACGAUUUGAUAAUCUGCGGCGCUUAAAAGAAAAUAAUUGGAUUGAUCCAGAUACGGAGACGUUGUCUAAAGUAAAACCUAAAGCAGGCCCAAUCACUAAGCGAAAGCCCGCCACUAAGCCAAGCAGCGACUUAAGAUCUUUUUUGCGUAAGGCAUUUGCGGAAAAUCGAAAAAAACAGGCAACUCAAGGAAUUGCCGAGGAAAGCAAUCAGUCGAAUCAAACUCCGAAACGUUGCCCACAGUAUCGUCAUAUUUUUGUUCGCGAUCGCAAAUCGUUUUCACCAGUUCCUACCGUGCUUCGUGUGUCUAAUGGCAGUGCAAAACGAGUGUCAACGGGAGUAAAUAGUUUAUUAAAGUCUGCUAUUAUUGGCGCAACGGAGUACUUAGCUCGUGAGCAGUUGACGCCAACCAGAGAGCAGCCAAUAUCUAUUUUAAAAACGCCAGGAACCAAGAGACGUCAAUCUACAGCCAAUCGAAAUGUCAUAUUUAGCGCAAAAAAAAAGGUUCGUCGUUUCCAGUUCACGUUUGAGGAAGGUAAUGUCAGUGGAGAUGAGGUUGACCUGCGAUCUGCGAAAUUAGAUGACUGUGAGGAAGACAUGAGCUUGGAGAGAGUCUCUUUACAAGACAGACAGCCAGAAACUUCAGUAACUUCAACAGUUGAGGAGAGUUGUACUAUUACGCCGAGAACUUAUUCACUGCGUAAUCGUGUAAUAAAACUUAGGCCGUCAUCGGAGUUUAUGUAAAAUAUUCUGGACCCAUUGAAAAUGUAAAGUCAGCGUAUAAUUUUGUGCAACUGCAUAUUACGUCUGUCUGUCCGUACGUUCACGUAAACAAAAAAUUGGAAAUGUAUGCCUGUGUUUACCAUAUCAGUCAAUUUUUUUUUCUAUAUUCCUAUUAUUGCUGAUAAUUAUACCGUAAACUUAUUGAAAAUGGAAAAUCAGUGUAUAAUGUAUGUUAAAUGUAUUUCGUUAAAUGUAUGUAACAGAGAAAAGGAGGUGUCUUCAUCAGAGCGAUUUUAUCUUGCCUGUCUGUCUAUCCGUCCGUCCGUAUGUAUAAAGGCGUCAAUCUUAGAAGAUAGAAUAGAACUGACUUUUAGUUGGUAUUUUCGCAAUUCACUGCUUCCGUUAUCGAUUAAAACCCUUAACGAAUUUCAAUAAUUAAA